GAAACGGUCUAAAGAAGAAGGAGUUGACGUCGUGUGCUUCACGACUCUAUCCGUUGCUUUACGACCGUGUUUUGACCAGCCGUAACGUAGGACGUACGGAGUCAGAAGAAGGUUAAAGUGACUUCUUCUAAUACGCAUCAUGCCGUUUGUGGAUCUUCAGUCGCGGUUAGGUAUUAACCUGGACCGCUGGAUGCUGGUGCAGAGCGGGACACAGCCCCAAAAACGAGCCUCACGCUGUCAUGCCUUUGAGAAGGUGUGGAUUGAUUGUGCCCACGGCAUCGGGCAGACUCGGGCCAAGACAGAGUGCCAGCUGGAGUUUGAAGACUUCUAUGAAUGCAUGCACAGGCAAAAGACACACCGCAGGUUGCAUGCUAUUCGUGAGCAGCGCGACAAGAUGAUAAAGGAGGGGACGUACACACCGCCACCAUGUCACACCGGAGGCCAGUAACCCUGAGGGAACACGCGUCGGUCCACUUGUGUAUAGUAAAUGAGAUAAUCAUUAUUUCCAGUUCUCCUGUAUAAGUUGCAAAUAAAUGUUAUCAUCCACCGUC
This is a messenger RNA of Sphaeramia orbicularis (orbiculate cardinalfish), 551 nucleotides long. It is a transcript of the gene ndufs5, whose product is annotated as NADH:ubiquinone oxidoreductase subunit S5. Lineage: Eukaryota; Metazoa; Chordata; Actinopteri; Kurtiformes; Apogonidae. The transcript has 3 exons. The coding region runs from base 140 to 448 and encodes 102 amino acids. The record is from RefSeq and is a predicted model, not a curated record. Gene Ontology annotation, biological process: mitochondrial respiratory chain complex I assembly. Gene Ontology annotation, cellular component: respiratory chain complex I.